AUGGCAGUGUCUAUACAGGUUGUUGCGGUUAUUACGUUUUAUAUGGUGGCAGCGUUGGUGAUGGUAUUCGUGAACAAGGUCGUGCUCAGAACCGCACCGAAUCUACCCACCAUUUUGUGUGCUUUUCAGUCUAUCGCCACCGUCCUUCUUCUGAGCAUUACUUCGCUCUUUACAUCGCAAGUGCAGCUUCCGACAUUGGAUUACACUACCGCCCGAAGGCUGGCCCCCCUCAUGUUGAUAGAUGCUUCUGGAUUUCUUUUCAAUACUCUAUGCUUGCGCGAUGUCGAAGCUGCCUAUUACAACAUCGCACGGGGCCUCGUUCUCCCUCUCACAAUCCUCGUAGUUUCCAUGCACAGUUUCACUAGGCCGUCAUUAUCGGUAGUUGGAUGUGCCUGUAUUGUCACCGGAGGAUUCCUCGUUGGUGUAUCAUUCGAAAAGGGUCUCCCAUCUCAAGCCGUCCCCGGACCAUUGGCCCUGUUCUACGGGUUUCUAUCAUCGCUAUCUAUCGCUAUGCACGCCGUACUGAUCAAGUCAUCUCUCCCCCACGUGAACGGAAGCGCUACAAAAUUGUCCUAUUGGUCUAAUCUAGGCACAGCAGUACUUCUCAGUUUCACCGCCCUGAUCAACGGAGAAGUCCUGUCUUUCUUGCAGAUGACACAGGACAGUAACUGGGACUGGACUACGUUUGCAUGGGGAAACAUAGUUACCGGAGUCUUUGGUUUUCUCAUCAGUAUUGCAGGCAUACUGAGCGUCAAAAUUACGAGUCCCAUCACACACAUGUUUUCAAGUGCUUCUCGAACAGUUCUGCAAAUGGCUUUGGGUGUCAAAAUAUUCGGAGAUAUCCUGACGACGCGGCGCAUCAUGUCUGCGUCAAUGAUACUACUCGGAACAUUACUCUAUACCUAUGUCAAGGCAAAUGAGCCGAAACCACAAGUGGGUGAGGUAAUGGCAAUACCGAAAGUAAAAGAUGUAGAGUCACAAGCGGCGCCUCGAGAAAAAAUAUGA
Molecule: messenger RNA, 1005 nt
Organism: Psilocybe cubensis
Lineage: Eukaryota; Fungi; Basidiomycota; Agaricomycetes; Agaricales; Agrocybaceae
Exons: 4
Coding region: 1-1005 (334 amino acids)
Biological process (GO): protein O-linked glycosylation via fucose; GDP-fucose import into Golgi lumen
Cellular component (GO): Golgi apparatus
Molecular function (GO): antiporter activity
Source: RefSeq, a predicted model, not a curated record